AUGUCUUUUCUGCAUCUGGAUCUGCACCAUGCGUCGUGGGCCUCAGCUCUCCCAUCGUUCAUCUCGUCAACCUCAUACUCUGAAUACUCUCGCGCGCUGAGCACGGCGCUCCUCAGAGCGCUCAGACUUUCCGACUGGCAACGUCUUUUCUACGGAUAUCUUGUUCCACCACUACAUGAUGCUUGGCGACUACUCGACGUAUCUGGCGCUAUAAAAGUCUCAGUCGCAACUUUCUCGUCCUUGCCUUCAGCUGGCGUCGCUAGUAUCCUCUGCAGCGCCUCCCUCGUCUUCAUCACCUGGCUACUCUCAUUCUGCUUCUCGACCUCUCGAUGCUCGACGAACCUAUGUGAUACUUCUUCUCUGCUCGACGAUAUAGACGUCGAGGCACUGCACGCCCUUCAAACGAUCAUUAUACCCACGACCUCGCAUUGGGCACCUCACUACAUCGCCCUCGCUAACCGAUCGCGAGCCCGGAGUGGAUUUGGAAGCGCUCGUGGGCAGACGGAGAUGAAGAUGAUAUGCGUGCCGCUCUCGGCUCUAGUUAGAGAUGUCGUUCAGGGGGACGUGGAGCUCCGGAACGCGAGGAGGGAUCUUCCGAGGCUUUUGAUGUCGACGAGAACGCGAGACGAAGCGGUGGAUGUUGCAGAGGGACGGACGGUUAGCAUGAGAAUGAGAGUGAAGUUGGAGGUGGAUACGACGUUUUGGUCCGAGGUGGCUUGGGGUGUACUUUGGAGGGGAGUGGUCGGUGAUCUGGGGUGGAAGUUCGAUGUCGAUGAGUUUUUAUUUUUAGCGCGUCAAACUCCGGAAGGGAACGGUCGACGUCCCAUCGACCUCGAUAACGUACCUCACUCGAGACUCGACCACGUUCUUUCUCGCAUCAAGGCAUCCUCAUCCGCCACCCCAUCCAGCGCCGGACUUGAACACCUCAAAAUCGAUCGCGAACGAGAAACGAUGACGCUCGAGUCGACGAUACGGAACCCAUCUCUGAUGGAGCUCGUCCUCGGCCUAUUCGCUCCUCGCUUUUCCGUUCCUUCCGUCGUCGUCUCUACGACACCACUGAAUAUCACCCUCCCCGAACUCAUUCGCAGGCUUGAACAUCACCGGUUCGAUAUCGUCUCGGUCUCUGAUGUGUCGAAUGAGAGGGUCGGGGAGCUGUGGGAUGAUGUGAAGAGGCUGGAGAUGUACCAGGAUAUUGGUAUGGGUGAGUCGGAAGAUGUCGAGGAAGGGAGGAGGAGGAGGCGAGAGAUUGGGUUGAAGUGGGCGUGGGAGGCUAGUUUGUUGCAGGGUGGGAUGUUGGUUAGGUGGAGGGUCGUUGUUACUGUUGCUGAUGGUGGUAGGGGAACGUGA
Molecule: messenger RNA, 1347 nt
Organism: Stereum hirsutum FP-91666 SS1
Lineage: Eukaryota; Fungi; Basidiomycota; Agaricomycetes; Russulales; Stereaceae
Exons: 4
Coding region: 1-1347 (448 amino acids)
Source: RefSeq, a predicted model, not a curated record